Daktulosphaira vitifoliae (grape phylloxera) is the source of this 1771-nucleotide messenger RNA. Its product is annotated as probable cytochrome P450 6a13. Gene Ontology annotation, molecular function: oxidoreductase activity, acting on paired donors, with incorporation or reduction of molecular oxygen; iron ion binding; monooxygenase activity. The transcript is spliced from 4 exons. Lineage: Eukaryota; Metazoa; Arthropoda; Insecta; Hemiptera; Phylloxeridae. The coding region runs from base 59 to 1642 and encodes 527 amino acids. The record is from RefSeq and is a predicted model, not a curated record.
GAUCGUUAGGCUCGUGAGAUGGAUCAUUACUCUAUCAAAUCUCAAUGAAUAAACAAUCAUGAUUUUGAAUUAUUCUUCUGUGUGGUUACUUUAUACAAAUACAAUAAUGUUUUUUUUAGUUGUUUUAUUUUAUUAUUUUUGUAAUUCAACUUUUAAUUACUGGAGAAAAAGAAAUGUGCCAUUUGCUAAACCAGUGACUCUUUUUGGAAGUUAUUUUGAUUUGAUGCGUGGACGUGAAAACACUACACACUUAUUUUUAAGAUUGUAUGAGGAAUGUAUUGGACAAAAAUACUAUGGGAUGUUUCAAAUGAGAACACCGACAUUGUUAGUGCGCAGUCCAGAACUUAUUACGCGAGUUCUUAUCAACGAUUUUCAACAUUUCACUGAUCGUGGAUUUUCAGUUGACAUAAAUGCCACUCCUCUAGCUAAUAACCUAUUUUCCAUGAAAGGUAAGCAAUGGAAAGUUAUGAGACACAAAAUAACCCCAAUAUUCACGUCUUCCAAACUUCAAGCAAUGCAAGAACAAAUUAAAGAAUGCAGCAAUGUGCUGAUGGAAAAAUUGGCCUCGCAUCUAAAUAAUUCGGACACCCUCGAUAUUUGGAAUAUAAUGGGAAAUUACUCUACAGAUGUUAUUGGCACUACCAUUUUUGGAAUUAAUUUAAAUGUUUUAAACGACGAAGAAUCAUAUUUUCGAAAGUUUGGAAAAGCUGUCUUUGCACCAUCACUAAGAAUAGCUAUAAAAGACAUGUGCACAUUUAUUUCGCCAACUUUAAGAAAAAUGCUGUGUAUAUCUGAUUGGCCGGUAGAAGCUAUGAAAUUUUUUCAGUGUGCAUUUUAUGAAAUUUUAGAUUAUAGAGAAAAAAAUAAUAUUAUUAGAAACGAUCUCAUAGGACUUUUAUUAAAUGCAAGAAAAGAUUUNAUUAGAAACGAUCUCAUAGGAAUUUUAUUAAAUGCAAGAAAAGAUUUGAUUGUCAACAAAUUAGAACCUACAGUUAACUUUAAAGAAACAGACAUAAUAGCUCAAGCAUUUGUUAUGUUCGUUGCUGGAUUUGAGACAGUUUCCAAUACAAUGUGUUUCUGCUUAUAUGAACUUGCUCUAAAUAAAGACAUUCAAGAUCGUUUACGUGAUAAUAUUUCAAAUGCAAAACUUAUGGAUAGCACAAAUGACAAAAAGGAGUACUUACAUUCUCUUAAAUACUUAGAUAUGGUUUUAUCAGAAACACUUCGUAAAUAUCCACCAUUACCUAUAAUUAUCCGAGAAGUUUCUGUACCCUAUCAACUGCCUAAUGAAAAUUUGGUAUUGCCUAAGGGCAUGAAAAUUAUAGUACCAGCCUACAGUAUACAUAUGGAUCCAGUGUAUUAUCCUAACCCUAUGAAAUUCGAUCCAGAACGUUUUAGUCCCGAAGAAAAUAAUAAGAGACAAAGUGGCAUAUAUUUACCGUUUGGUGAAGGACAACGAGUUUGUUUAGGUAAACGUUUCGCUGAAUUAGAAAUGAAACUUGCUCUUUCUGAGUUGUUAAGUAAAUAUGAAGUAUUACCAUGUGAAAAAACAUUAAUUCCGAUGACUUUUCAAAAACGAACUAUAAAUAUAGUUGCAAAAAACAACACUCUAUGGCUAAAAUUCAAGCCUAUAUGUACAUAAUUAUAAGAAAAUUCAACAUUCAAGAUAAUUUCUAUUCUAUUAAUACUACUGUUUUUAAAAUAAUUAAAUGUUUAUAAUUUUGUAUAAAUAUAUAAAAGUUUUGAUCAUUCGAAAUAAUGCAUUGAUAUA